CAGGCAGUCUGUUGUGUCCGCACCGUUGUCGAGGCAACAUCUGUGCAGCGCGUGCCGUGCCUUCCCGCGAGUGUAUCGACAUAACAGUGCAGUGCUGUGAGUGCCAGUGCCGGAAAUGUUACUAUUGUGAUACACCAAUUGUUAUAAUGGCAUUAAAAAAGGAUUUCGACAUAAACAAGAACAUAUUCAAAAUAAAACUACCGAAAACUGUCAAGUUCCAACAGGCUUUCGACAAAAUAUUCAAAAAGAACAACUACACCAAAAUAGUGCAAAGUUAGUUACACUAAUUGUUGUAUAGACUCGUCCGAUUAAAUGGCCGGUGAAGUUAGUGCAAAUAUUAGUAGAAGUAGUAAAGAUAACACCGAGCCCGAGCCACCAGAUCGCAACAAGUCGCCCAACUUUAUAACAGACGAGACCGAGUUUAUUGGAAAAGGAGAUAUAAGAACAUCAACACCGGUCAACAAACAUAGACGUAGUAGAAGUAAGAGUGGUACCAGGAAGACUCCAGUACCGCUUAGUUUUUCAGACGAACAUUUUUAUGAGGAUUUAGAAGCGUAUGUUAGAGAAAUGUCCGCGGCUAGGCAAACCAGUGCUACCAUGGAGGCAGGGCAGGAGCAGGACCUGUGGACUCAGCUCCAGCAGAAGGAGUCCGACCUGCUGCUGGCGGCAGAGCUCGGGAAGGCUCUCCUCGACAAGAACGAGGAGCUGAAGAAAGAACAGGAGCGCGUGACGGAAGAGUACUCCAAAAAACUAGAGGAACUGGAACAAGAGAAGCACCUUCUGAGACGACGGUUGGACACGACACAGGGGGAGUAUGAAGCGCGACUGCUCGAACUGCAGAAUGAUAUCCGAGAACUCACCGCCAAGAUCGACUCCAGAGAUACAUCUGUUAAACAGCGUGAUGAAGAAAAAGCCAGCCUUAUUGCUGAGCUGACAGCACAGAACUCCAGACUGACAGUGCAGCUCAAAGAGUCAUCAGCAGUUGAAGCCAGUCUGCUGGCACAGCUUGAGGGCUUGAAAGACCAAUGUUCCAUGAGGAAAACCAGCUUACAGGACCAUGUACAAAGUCUGGAAUCCUUGAAAGCCGAGCUGGCGAUGGUGACAGACAAAAAAUCAGACCUAGAGCGAAGAUUAACAGGGUCGCUUCAAGAUAAGGAGAACCUGAUGCAGCAGCUGGAUGAGGCAAACGAUAGGAUCGUCGCGUUGGAGAGGCAGUUGAAAGAACAGGAACACCUCUACCAGAACACAUUAAAAGAACUGGAACGCCUGCAAAGAUCCCACGACACGUUAGCCGAAAGGAUCGGAGCACCAGAUCCUAUUGACACCACAGACACUGCCAGGUCUCUUCAUGCGGAGAUGGAGUCGGAACCCGAAGACCAGGAUGAUGGCUGGCUGAGAAGCGAAGCUGUUCAGGUGUACAAGCAACUGAGGGCGCUGGCGCUACAGUUGAACACUGGGCAUGAUGAUGAUUCAGGUCUCCACUCAGAUCUAUCCCUCACAUCACUGGAUGGCGAAGAAGGUGAGACGCUACGACGUGGUGCGCUCGCCGCCGCCUGCGCAGAUGCUGUCGCAGCGUAUGCCACGCUCGAAGGAUCCCGUGUACGAGACUCCAUUGCAGCGCAUGCGCGUCGGGCGUUGGAACGAGAGAGGCAGAUCGAUGAGAAGAAUGAAAUUAUUGCUGAUCUUUCUUCUAAGCUGUCAGUAGCAGAAGUAGAACUUCGUGCAGCCGCCGAGGAGCGUGACAAGCUGCUGAAUGAUGCCAACUACAGCAGCUUGCAGAACGAUGAGGCGGUCACCAAGGCUCGGCAGGAGAGAGACGAGGCCAUUGAGAGGAAGAAGGCUGCUGAGGUGGCUCUAGCCAAGACCAGGGUGGAGCUGAUGCAGGCCAACAGUCAGCUGUACGAAGCUGUGCGCCAGAAGGUGGACCUUGGGCAACAACUUGAACAGUGGCAGAUGGACAUGCAGGAACUCAUCGACGAGCAGAUGAAACACAAGCUGACCACACAAGAGAAGCGAAGGAAGCUUCCAGAACAGCCUCCACCCACCAGAACCUCUCGACUUCUCGGAUUUUUUCACCGGUGAUCUGUUGUAUCCCACUCUUGGUGCGCCUCUAUGAAGCCAUAGACCACUCUACCAUAUCAACUCUCUACCUUGUUAUCAUCAAGUAUUACUAUCCAUCAACAUUACCAGCUGCCUACAGUUUAUUUUUAAUACUUUUGUACAAAAAUCUAUCGUUAUCAAAAUUCAUAGCAGCGACCGCCAUCUUGAUUCACCGUACGGACGCGUUCGCAAUCACCGAGUUUUUAGGUUAUUUUUUAAUUUUAUUUUAUAAACCGUGUGAUGUUUAUACUAUCGCAGUGAUAGUUAGUGUCGUAGUUAGAUUGUUUAUAGUUAGUUUACGUUUAAUUUUUAAUGUUUUAUUGUGUCUUUUUAGUUUUUCACUGUAAAAUGGCUGGUAAAUUUUGGCAUUUGGCAAUUAAUUACUUGAUAGGGCGGAUUUAGUACAACAGAUAAGUUUAAACGGAUGGAAAUCCAAGAGAAUUAUCAUCUUUUGUCCGUUUCACGAUGACUAACGAUAGAAAUAUAAAUACGAUUCGAUUAGAAACGAAAAUGUAAACUAACGUUAGUAGAUUUAAGUCAUGUAAUCCGCCAUCUUUAAUACGUCAGCCAUUUUAAAACCUAAUCUAACCUAUCCAUUGCUUUAUUUGUAAAUAACGUUUUAAUAAUUGAGAUUACCUUAACUAUGUAUGUAUAGUUGGUACUUAUAUACGUAAAUCUUGGUUUUAAGUGAGAUGUUUG
Messenger RNA from Spodoptera litura, 2799 nucleotides. Its product is annotated as bicaudal D-related protein homolog. NCBI's taxonomy places the organism in Eukaryota, Metazoa, Arthropoda, Insecta, Lepidoptera, Noctuidae. The record is from RefSeq and is a predicted model, not a curated record.